Messenger RNA from Symbiodinium sp. CCMP2456, 4251 nucleotides. The record is from the annotation of a GenBank genome assembly. NCBI's taxonomy places the organism in Eukaryota, Dinophyceae, Suessiales, Symbiodiniaceae.
AUGGCCGGCCAUCGAUUUCGGAGAGCGCCUCCGCUCCUUCUGGUGACCCUCUGCGCCUCGCUGUGGCUUGGCCUGCUCUCCUUCCCGGCCUUCGCAUCCCCUGCGAAAGGGAAGAAGCAAGAACAGGUCAGCAUGUUCGACAUGGCAACGAGUGCCAGGAAAACAAAGUCGAAGCCCAAGUCAAGGUCAAAGCCGGGCAAGGGCAUGACCAAAGCCAAAUCAGCGAAGGCUAAGGUGAAGCCUUUUCCAAGCAGCGCAGGGGACUCCUUCCUGCCGGCACAGGGGGCCUGCGUAUUCUUGUCAUUUCUGCCUGUGCAAUAUCCAACUGAGCAGCUUGACCUUGAAAAGAUACUGUUUUCGCCAGACUCCACCUUCAAGAUUGGUCUCGGCAUCAGCAUAGUGGGAUUCCUGAUCGGCUUGGUCUCCAUCGUUACCGUCACGGCAGCGAUGGAGGAUAAGAGUGGCCGAUUGGCGACUUCGGGCCCCUUCGCCGUUGUAAGGUCUCCAACCUACGCGGGCUUCAUCAUCAUGUGCGCGGGCGCCUGCGUCAUGGCGAACCUGAGCCCUGUCCGGGCGCUUUUCACGGUGGCCUUGGCCGGCGUUUUGGCGCUGAAGCUGGCUGAGGAAGAGGAGGCCUUGAAAGAGGCACGGCCGGAGGAGUGGACGCGAUACGCAAAGCAGGCGGUGCCCAAAGCGAGGCGGCAGGCGGACUACACAUCCUUUUAUGAACUUUAUGCUAUCAGUGAAACUGCUCCGGAAGUCUCUGCUCUGGAGCUGGGAGAAGCCUUCGAGCCGGCUGGGCGUCAGGCUGACAAGAGUCAACGGGCAUGUACUGUAGGCUCUUCGAAUGGAGCGGUGAUCGCCGUGGCUUUGCCGGUCAUAGCUUUGAGGACCGUGUCGAGCCGGCGGUCGGUGAGGGCACGGGUAACACCCCAUGUCCGCCGGGCUGCUGCUGGCUUUGCCGUCGCCCCACCCAGGCAGCGAGCCCGGCGUGGGCCGAAGGGCGGCUUCGCCAAGGAGGCCAAGCUGAGGAGCUGGUUGAAGCAGCUGGGCUGCGUCGGCGUGGACUUGAUCGAGCUCGGGCAGAAGUCCGGCGUGUGGCUGAAGCCCGACCUGAGCAGCGAGCAAGAGGCCGCUGUCAAAGAAGGAAGGAUCGUCUUAGAGGUGCCGCGGCAAGCUUGGAUCCAAGCAGACCCGACGGCCUCCAGUGACGCCGACAUCGAGGAGUUGCUCGCUGCCGAACUUCUGAAAGAAAGAGCCAAAGGGCCUUCUUCGAUUUUCGCGCCGUAUGUCGACUUCUUGUGGAGCAGGGAUCUUUCCCACCAUCCCAUGUUCUGGACGCAAGAAGAGCUCUCCUGGCUAUCAGCCUGCAAUGGAGCACAGACUGCGGUGUUGGCGAUGCAGGAGCAGGCGGAGCGUCGCCGAGCCAAGCUUUGCGAGCGGCUGGACAUCACCGUGCCAGAGGAGGACGUCCUUUUUGCCCUCUGCCUAGUGGAGAGCAGAGCAAUCCAGACCGAUGGGGUUUGCGGUGCAUUGGUGCCGCUUCUGGAUCACUUGCGCAAUGAUUCGACUGCCGGACCUGCUCUGAUUGUUGGAGAUGAAGGUGUCGACGGCGGUCCAAUGGUGGGUGUGGCGCUUCACGAUCUGGAGCCUGGAACGGAAUUGCGAAACUGUUUCGAGCCCGCGAGUAACCUGGAGCUGUUCACCCAAUAUGGUGAGGUGCAGAUCAAAGACACAUCCGCGGACGAAGAUGCCGUUCCCGAGGCUAACGCAUUUAAUUACGUCCAGCUUCCAAUCAAGGUUCCUGCAGAGCAGUGGCGGGCGAGUUCAGAUUCACUGAAGAAGGUGAAGCUUGACAUUUUGCGCCGGCGUGCUGGUUUCGACUUCAGCCGGGAAGCUGAUGGCUCGGCCGCUCCCUUCAUGCGUCUUCCCAUGGAUGCCAUGGUGACUGGUCGCCUCUUGCCGGCGGCCCGAUUCAUUUGCAUGCCGGUGCCGCCGCAGAGCAUGGAGGAGACGUGUGACGAGCUUUUCACGAACCUCUUUGCAGACUGUGAUCCCAGCCUUCUUCCUGGGAGUGAGCUCGAGUGGGGCGGCCAUUCUGCGAGUUCGCGAGCACCGCCAAGAGAUGCUGACGAGUUGGCCCUGGAAGUCAAGGCUCGGGUCCUUGUGGCCGAGUGGUUUGAGAACAGCCUGCGGGGCUACAACAAGAUGUCCGAGAAAAUCGCACAGGAGCUGGAAGACACAUUGGUUACUUCGCCCGGAUCUCCGACUGGGCCUGGGGAUAGCAGCCAGCUACAACUGGCAGAAAUUACUUACGCCUACUACAAGGCAAAGCGUAAAGAUGGCAGGACAGGGAAGAGUCGAGCACCAAAGACGUGCCGAGUACUCUCCUCUCGUCCCAGGGACAAGACGGUCAUAGUUCAAUUCCUGGAGAAUGGCGUGAGGCACACAAUUCCCGAGGACUGGCUGGUUCGUGAGGCUGACAAAGGUUCAGCCGCUGCGGAGCAGGGUGGGCAGAAGCUGGCUUCUGCCCAUCGGGCACGCGGCCUCCUGGCCAUGGCUCUCCUGGGCAGCCAGUCUUCCAUCAUCCAGGCUUGUUACGAGAUGCUGCUGAAUGUGCUGCAGAUUGGUCAGGGAAUCCUUGACUGCAAACAAGAGCAAGAACGGAGAUCCAUGGUCCAACAGCUUCAGCAGGCUUGGCAGGAGGAGUACGACAUGCUCCUCCAAUGUCAGUCUGAGAACCCAGCGCUUGCCGAGAUGGCAGCGAUGCGGAAGCAGCUGAUCGAGUACCUCGAGGCAAACAAGGGCUUCGAGGACUCUGAGGUCCUGUGCAAGGACAAAGGUUGGGACCACGAAGUGCUUGUGGGCGCCAUCAAGUCCUUGCAGGCUGAGGAGCAGGUCACCGCGGAGCCCAUCAAGCGCGAAGGCUGGAAGCUGACCGAGGAGGGCGUCCAGUACAUGGAGAAGGGAAGCCCGGAGUUCCAGGUUUUCAGCUUCAUCAAGUCGAGGGGCUCCGUCCCGAAUGCAGACGUGGAUGCCGCUCUUGGUGCCGUUGCCAAGAUCGGCCUCGGGACUUGCAUGAAGAACAAGUGGGUCUCCAUCGAUAAGGCCACCAAGGUCUGCACGCCCUCCGUGGAUUCCGUGGAGGACGGCGUCCAGAAAGAGCUCUCGUCUUUGAGCACCUUAGACAAGGCGAAGCUGGAUGCGCUCAAGAAGCGCAAGCUCAUAGCGCCAACGAGCCUGACGGCCUUCAAGGUCGAGAGGAGCGACAAGUUCUCAGCUUCGUCUCAGAAGGCAGUUGCCGACCUGACGGCCGAGAUGAUUCAGAAGGGCACGUGGAGCAGCACCACUUUCAAGCCCUUCAACCUAACAAACGUCAGCGGUGUGCCUUGCACUGGUGGACACCUGCAUCCCCUCAACAAGGUAAAGACAGAGAUGCGCCAAAUUCUGAUGCAGAUGGGCUUCGAGGAGAUGACCACAAAUCAGUGGGUGGAGAGUUCCUUCUGGAACUUUGACGCUCUUUUCCAGCCACAGCAGCAUCCAGCGCGGGAUGCCCACGACACCUUUUUCAUGGAGGAGCCCAGCAGGGCGCAGGACAUCCCGGAAGAGUACCUUGCGAAAGUGAAGGAAAUGCAUGAGAAGGGUGGCCAGGGAUCCAUCGGAUGGCGCUAUGACUGGAGCGAGGAUGAAGCGAAAAAGACUCUCCUCAGAACACAUACGACGGCCGUGUCAGCCAGGACGCUUUACAAGUUGGGUGAGGAAUAUCGGAAAACAGGCGUUUUCCGGCCCAAGAAAUAUUUUUCCAUUGAUCGAGUCUUCAGAAAUGAGACACUCGAUGCCACACACUUGGCCGAGUUUCAUCAAAUCGAGGGCUUCGUAGCGGACCGUAACAUUGGCCUGCCGCAGCUCAUUGGAACCUUACGUGACUUCUUCAGCCGCAUUGGCAUCUCGAAGCUGCGUUUCAAGCCAGCGUACAACCCCUAUACCGAGCCCUCCAUGGAGAUUUUCGGUUUCCACCCGAUUCUCAAGAAGUGGAUUGAGGUGGGCAACAGUGGUGUCUUCAGACCAGAGAUGCUGCUGCCGAUGGGCCUGCCGGAAGACGUUUCUGUCAUUGCUUGGGGCAUCGGUUGUGAAAGAUGGACAGCGCUGCUUUACAACAUCCGCAUGAUCAAGGAGCUCUUCAGCUUCCAGCAAGAUGUGUCGGCGACAAAGAAAAACCCGAUGUGCUGGCUCCGUCGCGCGGAGGAUUAG